AGUGUUAAACUUUUUUUACCAACUGUUUAUUGCUUGUUUUCCUUUUGCAGAGUGUGGUGGCCAUUGUUUGUAUGUAAGUUAAUUUCUUACUCAUGUUGAGACCUUAGAUUUGUGGGUAUGAUGACGAUGUGAUGACAAAGAUUGCAAAGGAUUUUUGGAUUUUGGGUUCUUUUUGUAGGAACCGAGGCACAGAUUAUGUACAACAAAAGAAACAAUACAACCAAACAAUAAAGCCCCCAGGAGAACUCUAUUUUUGGUUUCUUUGAUUCUUUUGUGAUGACGGUACCCGCAGAAAGACCCAGUUUUUAUUCUAGAGUAGGGUCAUGGAAUUGCAGCUGGGCAUGGUGUGUUAAGCAAGUGUGAGCUAGGGUAUGAAAACCAUCAACCAAAAAGGUACAGGGUAAACCCCUUCCCCCUGGGAACUUGUCAGACGUUUUCCAGGUGGGUCUUGUAUGGUUAUCUUCUGUUUAGAAGGAACAUGUUUGGCAAAGGUGUAGUAGGGUUUUGAUAUCAGAUUAAAACAUGUUUAAAAAAAGUUACUUUCCACAAAAGAGUAAAUACUGUAGAUGGUACUGUUUGGUUGAAAACAAGCUUUAAAGUCAAGACUCUUUGUAAAGUAUAGAGGCCUCAUAGGUGGGGGUGGGAGGGGAGUGUAUGUAUGUCCCUAGCCUAACGUUUCGCAUUUUGAGGAGUAGGCAAUGCCCUCUAUCUUGUAGUGAAUCCAUCUUUACCUCGUUUGUUGCCAUUUUAUCUGGUCUUAGGUCGCUGUUUCAAGGGCAUGUCGCUUUUCGGAAUUUUACUCUAGCUGAGCCCCAGUAUAGUAUGCCAUCAACUGAAUAAUAAUACAAUGUAUCCUAAAGAGAGUUACUUUUUUGUUUCAGUGUUCUUUUAUGUACUUGCUCCUGUACCCACUGUUAUAGCCAAACGGUUCACUGAAGACUUCUCUUCUAAUGCUUCAAAGUAAGUACAGUUUGGACUUUUCAUAAAAGAAAACACUUAAUUGCAGACAUUUCAUUUGAUCAUAAAGUUGCCAAACUUCUUACCAUCUGUACGUCUAUAGUACUGACAUCUCUAUUAUGGACAGUUUGUUUGAUUAGAUCCCAGAGUUGGUUUGUAGAAACGUCAAACUUUAAGUCAUUGACUAAGUCUGUUUGCUUAUACAAUAAAUAAAUUUCUCCCACUUCACAAGUAAACAGGAGGAACAAUAGUUCAUUAAAUUUCAAGCAAAUUUGUUUGUCACUCAUAAUUUUGCAUGUAUGCAUUAUCAUCCUUAGCGUAAUCAAGGAAACAGCAAUGUUUUUUACUGCAGGAAACGUGGUCUCUGCAUUUGGUGAGUAUUCUUUGUUGGUUUUAAAAAUUAUUUUAGGAUACUGUUAAUUUCCAAACUUUUAUUUGACAUGUCGGAGUUUGUUAAAAUACUCCUUUGAUCCAGUAGACUUGUAACACUUCUAAACCUCUAUUUUCACCAGUCUCCUUUACUGUCAGACUCAGAAAACUGUGAACACUUGAAAAAUUUCAGGAAUGUUGAUUGUGUAAUGGCCAAUCACAGUAAAGUUCAUGACAUGCAAGCAAAUCUCAAAACCACAAACUAAUUGCCGUUAUUACUAUUUGCGGUUUAGUUUAAUUUUCUCCCUCCGUAUUGGCUUUUUGGGUGAAAAACAAUAGUAUUCCAUAAAUAUUUCUGGUGUUUCACAGUACAAAAAAGUUUCACAGUAAAAGCCUGCAAGGCCCAUUGUUUUAACAUUAGGUGCACUGUGUGAGGCCCUGCCAGGGGGUGGGGGUCCCAUGUCGCCCGUCUGAAUUUUAAAACGUGUUAUGUCGGUGUUUAUAAUUUACAAUUUGGCCAAGGGAGGUUGUCUCUUGUCGCGAUUUCAUUUAACGCGCUGUAGCUACUUUUUGGGUCAAUGUCGCUUGUCGGAAUUUACCCUGGCAGGGCCUCUUGUGUGGAUCUUUUAUCUGGUUUUUUAUCAAACCAGUGACAGUCCUCAAGGCAAAUGGUGUAGGUUUGCCGCUUUGAUCAUGAUUAUGUUAAAGGCUACAAAUAAAUAGGUAACUAGUGUAAUAUAUUAUCAAUAUUAUUAUUAGAAGUGGGAAUAACUGAGUGCACUUUAAUCUUCUAGGUCUACCCAUAGUUCUUGCACGCUGUGAGAUUGUAAGUACCUUAUUGAAAAACUUGUCUAAAACAAUUUUUUUACAGUGCAUUUACAGUGUAUUCACCUCUGGAAUAAUAAUUGUUAUUUCAUUAGGUUAGCUGCAAAAUUGUUUUCCUCUUGGAUUGAUAACAGCUUAAACUUUAGUACAAUUAAACCCAUUUAAUACAGACUCGGAGGGGGCAGUAGAAAGUGUCCACAUUAAUGUAGUGUCCAUAAUUAUUAAUGUAGUGUCCUUAUUGAUGUAGUGUCCCUAUUAAUGUAGUGUCCUUAUUAAUGUAGUGUCCAUAUUAAUGUAGUGUCCUUAUUAAUGUAGUGCCCACAUUAAUGUAGUGUCCAUAUUAAUGUAGUGUCCUUAUUAAUGUAGUGUCCUUAUUGAUGUAGUGUCCAUAUUAAUGUAGUGUCCUUAUUAAUGUAGUGUCCUUAUUAAUGUAGUGUCCAUAUUAAUGUAGUGUCCUUAUUGAUGUAGUGUCCUUAUUAAUGUAGUGUUCAUAUUAAUGUAGUGUCCAUAUUAAUGGAGUGUCCUUAUUAAUGUAGUGUCCUUAUUAAUGUAGUGUCCAUAUUAAUGUAGUGUCCUUAUUAAUGUAGUGUCCAUAUUAAUGUAGUGUCCAUGUUAAUGUAGUGUCCAUAUUAAUGUAGUGUCCGUAUUAAAGGGGUUGUGUCACGGCAGUCCAGUUCAUUAUGUUUAAUUUUGCUAAUUACUCGCCCUCAAUCGCUAUGGAACUUAAAGUAAGCAAAGAAAUUACAUGGAAAUGACAAAAUCAGAGAUUUGAGACGAACAAAUAUGUCUCCUGAGCAUUAUUUUUGAAGUUGCAAACAGCAGAGAUCAACUUUGAAAAACUGUUAGGCUGAACAGUUUUCAAUAACCCUAAUUUCAGUCCGUUUCAGUCUUCUUCAGUUUUGCCCAUCCGUGGCAUCUGUUGUAUCUGUUGUGUUAUUUUAACCUUCCUUUAAUGUUUUAAGUGGUUAUUUUUACAUUUCUCUUAAUUUAACGGGCAUUUUGUAAUUACCUAAUUUGGCUGAAUUUCUUGACACAGCUCCUUUAAUGUAGUGUCCGUAUUAAGCGGGUUUAAUUUAGAGAAAAUUUACUUGGGCUUUCUUCCUCCACGGACAAAGAAACUGUCUGUAGAAAUGAGGUGUCAGUAUUAAUCAGGUGUCUGUAAGGCGCGGUUUGACUUUAACACCUAUUUAACUUAUUAGAAUAUAUCCUGCAAGACAAAAAAUAAUUCCUGUAUUUUUCUAAGAGUUAGUACAAUGAGCAGAGCAUGUGAGUGCAAGCAAAGUCUCUGCCUCAUGCUUACUUGCACUCACUUCUUUUGCUUGCUCUUUUAUCUCUGAGAAAAGUAAAGGAUUUGCCCAGUCUUUCUGACUGAUUAUGGUUAUGUUACAGCCAUGGAUCAACUUAAAGAAUGGAUGGUUUCUAACAAACAUCUUGGUCCUCCUUUUCAGAUAAAGUGGGGAGCAACAGCAUUGGUCCUUUCUGGAAAUGUCUUCAUCUUUGUAACUAUUCUGGCCUAUUUUCUCAUUUUCACUGGAGAAGAUGAUUGGGGAUUUUGA
Porites lobata is the source of this 3707-nucleotide messenger RNA. NCBI's taxonomy places the organism in Eukaryota, Metazoa, Cnidaria, Anthozoa, Scleractinia, Poritidae. The record is from the annotation of a GenBank genome assembly.